Messenger RNA from Prunus armeniaca (apricot), 882 nucleotides. Lineage: Eukaryota; Viridiplantae; Streptophyta; Magnoliopsida; Rosales; Rosaceae. The record is from the annotation of a GenBank genome assembly.
AUGGUCAUGAGCAACCUUCAGCUAGACUACUCUACUCAGAAAACAAUCUUAGCCCUGAGAAUCAUAAUCUCUUCUCUGCUUUUCGUUCUCUUUUCUUCACUUAGCAUUCAUGGCUACCCAAUCCAAGCCCAUAUCUUCAUCUAUGCAGGCUGCUCUCAAGAAAAGUACCAACCAAGCUCACCCUUUGAAGCCAACCUCAACUCUUUUCUAACAUCAGUUGUUAGCUCAUCCUCUCAAGUCUCUUACAACAAUUUUGGAGUUGGAAAUGGAAGCUCAACAACACUAGAAGGCACCAUAUAUGGCUUAUACCAGUGCAGAGGUGACUUAAAGAUUUUUGACUGCGCAAAAUGCGUAGAGAGUGCAGUAAAUCAAAUUACUUUGGUUUGUCCCUACUCUUAUGGGGCUUCUUUGCAGCUUGAGGGUUGUCUCAUAAGAUAUGAGCAUGUUAAUUUCUUGGGGAGGCUUGACACAAGUCUUAGGUACAGAAAAUGCAGUAAAAGUAGUGUGAGUGAAGAUGUUGAAUUCUUUAGGCGCAGAGAUGAUGUGCUUGCUGAAUUGCAAGGAACAAAUGGCUUUAGGGUUAGUAGCUCUGGUUUGGUUGAAGGUUUUGCUCAGUGUUUGGGGGAUAUGAGCCAAAAUGACUGCUCUUCUUGCAUUGCUGAUGCUGUGGGAAAGUUGAAGAGUUUGUGUGGAUCGGCAGCAGCUGUUGAUGUGUUCUUGGCUCAGUGUUAUGCUCGGUAUUGGGCAUCUGGCUACUAUGAUAUCUCAGAUUCCUCUAACCAAGACCAAGUGGGGAAGACAGUGGCCAUUAUUGUUGGGACAGUAGCAGGUCUAGCUAUUCUGAUUGUUAUUCUCUCAGUUUGCAGGAAAACCAUGGGUUAA